CCUACAAAAACCCCCCUUUCCUUCCUCAUCUCCGUUUCGUCUUUCCCAGUUUCAGCCAUCUCUACUGUGCCUCAAGCUGCCACUUUGUUUUUAGUCAAUUCUUGUUGUUUGGUCACCGAAAAAGGAAUAGUGUUCUCUCUACAAUUUGUUUGGCUUUCAUCUUUUUCGCAAAUUGGAAACGAUGCUGCACCUUCAUGCUCUCUUUUACCACUUCUACUUCCUAUUUCUCUCCAUUUUCUCCUAUUACCUCCUCAUCUCCAAUGGUAGUCUCCACCGUGGCUAGGCUUCUUAUCUUCACGCUGAAUUGAGUUUUAACACUCUACGCUUCAAACGAACAAAGGAAUAGCGUUCUCUCUACAAUUUAUUUGGCUUUCAUCUUUUUCGCAAAUUGGAAAUGAUGGAAUCUGGUAAGGAGUUUAAAGCUUUUUCUCUAUGCAGUUAAUCUGUUAGGUUCCAUUGUUUUUAAUGCUUCGUUCUAAUUCAGGAAUUUCGUUAAACCAUUGAAGUUGUUUCUGUAUAAGCUUAGAGAUUUAGUGUUCAUUUUCUUUAAUUAAAUGAAGAAAUUAUAAAGUUCAUUGAAACGUCUAAGGAUUUUGAUUGUGAUGAUUAAGUUUUGUAAUUUGGGGCGGAACUUCUUUUUUUUUUAAUGACAGUUUUAGUUAUUUAAGUUCACUUGUUGAGUAGAAUUUGUUUAUGUGAUUUAGUAGAAAAAUUGUUUCACUUGUUGGAGUAAUCUCAAGGUAUGCUAUCAAUAAGCUAUUUCGAGAAGCCCAAACUAGGUGGUUGAGGCCAACAGAAGUGUUCUUUAUACUACAGAAUCUUGAAAAAUACUAGAUCAUUUGUGAGCCUUCUCAAAAGCCUGCAAGUAUUAUCCAUAAUCAUUUAAUUUUAAUUAAAUUUUUGUAAUUUUAUAAAUUACAUGGCAUUAA
This is a messenger RNA of Rubroshorea leprosula, 929 nucleotides long. The record is from the annotation of a GenBank genome assembly. Lineage: Eukaryota; Viridiplantae; Streptophyta; Magnoliopsida; Malvales; Dipterocarpaceae.